Molecule: messenger RNA, 2997 nt
Organism: Gavialis gangeticus (Gharial)
Lineage: Eukaryota; Metazoa; Chordata; Crocodylia; Gavialidae
Gene: FASTKD2
Product: FAST kinase domains 2
Exons: 11
Coding region: 813-2798 (661 amino acids)
Biological process (GO): mitochondrial RNA processing; regulation of mitochondrial mRNA stability
Cellular component (GO): mitochondrial matrix; ribonucleoprotein granule
Molecular function (GO): RNA binding
Source: RefSeq, a predicted model, not a curated record
GGAUACCUGGGGUCGCCCCAGGUUUCCUGGCUGCCCCGCUAGACGCUCUCCAGCCUCUGUGUGCUGCCGCGAGACCUGGCUGUGCCGGCUGUGCCCGAGCUGGCUCCCGGGCGCUAGCAAUACUAAGGGAUGGAGAGGCUGGGCCGGUUUUUCCCAGCAGGUUUUUAUUCUGUAGUACUGACACAGAGCAGGGAAGUGCUGUCUCACAAAAUCACAUGCCCUUUUACCAAUAUUUGUCCCUCCCAUUGGGGUGCAUGUAUUAAGCGUGGCGGGGGGCAUGGAGGAGUUGAUUAUGAUAUCAAUAACAGCAAUAAACUAUAGAUAACUAGUGAUAAUGGAGUGGUGAGGGCAGGGUCUGUGCCUGCUCCAUAAAGGAGGCCUGGAUUAUUUCCUAUUUUUGGAAGAGAUUGCUGAGCACUUCUCACGGAAGCCUGUAGUUCCUUUGGGAAGGGGUUCCUGGUCCCCGAAUGGAAUUUUUGGUCAAAACCAGAAAGAGUUGCAACUCUGUAACAGUCAGUGAUUUGGUGAUUAAGGGUCUCAGUGGGGAUGUGGCAAGUCCAGUUUCAAGUCCCUGAUGUAAACCUAUUUUUAUCCCCUUCCUCCCCGUUCCUCAAUGCUCCAUUACAAAGGUGUUUCAAGAUAUGGUAUUUUUAUCUUUGAACUGAAAGCUUUCUAGUGAAUCUGUAAUGUUGAAUUUAUUUUGCAGUAAAUUCUCUUACCGUGUUAUUCAGGUCUGUGCUUGCUGCUAGAAUUUCAACAAGACCGUAUGUUCUAAGCUGGCGUUUGAAAACUGCUAACAAGAACUGAACAGGAUGAAUCAUAACAUUGUUUAUUUGAUAAGGACAGUGAGAUGUUGUGGUGGUUUCAGAGUUAGACCUACGAGGACAUAUAUGUUGGGGACCAAUAAAUAUAAGAGUGCUGUACAAAGUACGAACCUAAAGAAAGUCCUGGUAAAUAUUCCUGGUUCCUGGCUUGAAUCCCGUCUCCAGUUUCUGCCUCAAGAGACACGUGAUUUUAGUACAGAAGUUGCUGAUGUCAAUGAACAGAGAGAUAGAAAGACUCAGUUACAUGAGCAAAGCUCUAUGAAUGCUUUGAAUGUCAUACGAGAGAGUGCAGGUGAUGAAAGGAAUUUGCAGAUGGAGGGUAGAAGUCAGUUCCAACUGUUCACUGAUGCUCUUGAGACAUGCAAGACGCCCUGUGAUGUAUUAGACCUACUUGCAACGUUUGGUUAUUCCAGUAAGGUUAUUUCAAGCAGUUUCUGUGCAUUGUGGAAACUCAUCAAAAAUAUGCCUGCAGAUAAUAAGCUUUCUGAAAGACAGAUGAUAUUUGAGCAUCCUGCCUUUGUUGUGGCAAGUCAGUAUCUGUUGGAGCAUUCUGUAAACAUCUGGGGAAAAGACUUGGUGUGCAGCCUGCAUGCUGCAUUUAAUCUAGGAGUUUCCCAGAACUCGCUGCUAAUUCAGACCUUGUUAAGGGUCUGUCACGAGCGUCUCAAUGAAUUUAGUGACAACUGUCUUUUGCAUCUGGUGUGUACCAUACAAAAGAUGGAAAAAUGCAAGAAUGUAGAUGCUCUUCAAUUGGGACUACAGAUGGUGGUAAAGCAACGGAUGCCAGAGAUCAGUGACAUUAAUCUUUUGCAAUCCAUGAUGAAGCAUUUUGGAAAAGGUGCCAAACUGUGUCUCAAAAAGCAAUUUGAGAAUAGAGUUUUGAAACAGAUGCAUAGUUUGACUUCAGAAAAUGCUAAAAGUAUAUUUAACACGCUGGGUGUGAUGAAUUACACCUCUAUUCCAAUCCUAGAUGGCUGCAGUAAGAAAAUUGUUGCGAAUCUCCCUGGUAGUACAGUUUUUGAUUUCAACCGUAUUCUGAACACUUGCUAUAUUCUCCGCUACUACAAUGUAGAAAUGUUUUUAGCCAUAGAAAGCUAUGUGACUACAUUCAUCAAGUUGCGGAGCAUUAAACAGCUUGUUAUGCUUCUGUCUGUCUUUGAAAAUCUUCACUUUCGACCCACUAAAUUGCUGGAUAUUAUGGCUGAGAUGGUGAUAAACCAUCCUGAAUCCCUGGAUUUGAAGGAUCUUCUCAUAAUUCUUUGGGUGUAUUCACAGCUCAACUAUGUUCCCAAAGGCCAGGAUCAGCAGUUCUUUGAGGCCCUCAGUUGCUCCUUGAGUUCCUACCUCCUCACGAUUUGUAAUGUAGACUUGCUGAAAGCAGUGUUUUCAUUCUGCAUUCUAGGAUAUUUUCCUCAAGCUGCACUUAAUCACCUCAUGCAAAAGGAUGUCCUCAGUGACCUUCUAAAACCAGGUGGUGCUAACCUAAAACGCAUUGAAAGAAUGCUACACACUGUGAGUGUGUGUUUGAAAGUAGAUAGGAAUUCAUUCAGUGAGCCAGCAUCCAUGUUGCAACAGAAAUCCUCCUUCCCCAUAGCGCUGACAUCCACGGAGGUUCGGGAGGUACUGCAGACAAUUCUACAAGAUACGCGCAAGUUUCGCCAUAACGUGCAGCUGGAACAUGGUUACUAUGCUCAUUUUGAAAUAAAAAUGGAUGCAGAAAGAAAGAAGUUCCUCCCUGUAACAGAAGCACAUGACCCUGCAAAUUUAAGUGCUCAAAGAGUCGUUUUUCUCUGUGCUUCUCGAAAUUCUUUUUGUUUGGACAUGUGUCCCCGAGGGAACCUGGCAGUGAAAAUGAGGCAUUUAAAAGCAUUGGGAUAUCAUGUGAUACUGAUUCAUUGUCUGAAAUUCCAGGAUUUGGGGAAGGAGGAAGCAGUUAAGUUUUUGAAGGAAAAAAUUUUUUCAGCAGAUAAUUAAUCUGUAAAUUUAUUUUGGACACAGAAAAAAUAGUAAAAUGAAAGGAAAAUAUUCUAAGAAGAAAAAUGUCUGGUGACACAGCAGCCUGAAGAAAUUUUUAAAUUCAACUCUAUGUAUUGGUUUGAACUCAGCAAUACAAGCAGAUACUUUCAAAGCAUAAGUAUGCUAUGAAAUAAUGUAGAAUAAACCUUUGAAACCA